AGCGGCACGGCCACUGCAGCUCAAGCUUGAUAAGCUUGCCUUGGAGAAAUGGGACGCCGUGUUAGAGGCACCACUGCCUUGGUGCUCGGUGGCGGACUAUGUUUCGUUCCUGGCUUUACACCUCUCUCAUCGUCGAGCUCUUCUAAACUCAGCGGGCGAGCGGCUCGCUUGCAAGAUGGAUUGCGACCUUCUUCAAUGCAAGGUUCAUCCUUGGCUUUUGCGGGUACCGCAGCAAUGAUGGCGGCUGGAGUUGCUCGAGUGGCUCGGUCAGCCGAGCCAUCCGAGGCCAAGCCCAAGCCCGAAGAGAGCACCACGCCCAAGGAGGAUGCAAAGAGCACCGAGGCCGCAAAGCCAAGCGAAGCUGAGGAGGCCGAGGCGACUCCGGCCGGAUUUGAUCUGACAAAGCAGGUUGGAGCAACUGCACCGUUGGGCUUUUGGGAUCCGGCGAAGCUCUGCAAGGGCGACGAAGCCACAUUUCGCAAGUAUCGAAUUGCGGAGUUGAAGCACGGGCGAGUGGCGAUGAUGGCAGCCCUUGGUGGUGUGGUGCAACAUUUCAUUACGUUUCCAGGGUUCAAUGAUGUCCCUCGCGGCAUCGAGGCGCCCACGUCCACUCUGGGAGGUGUUGGCUUCCUGCUCUUGAUAGGCCUGUCAGGAUAUUUGGAGACGGGGGCGUUUGAGCAGGAUCCCAACAAGGAGCCCGGGGACUUCGGAGAUCCUCUCGGCAUUGCGGACAAGUUCGGAAAGUACGAUGAUGAGUGGCGGAAUCGCGAAAUCAACAACGGCCGUUUUGCAAUGUUUGCUGCUCUGGGCAUCAUAGUUGCGGAGAAUGAGACAGGCUAUGAUGCGGUCGAGCAAAUCUUUGGACUGUGAGUGACAAUUUUUCGCCUGGCAUUUAGGGUGUCAAGGAGCACUGGGGCAAGCGUUUGCAAUCGUGGCCGGACGCGCCUUGCAAAGAUAAGUUUUUCCUUGUAGUCUGUGCCGCAUGCGCAAAGCUGCCAAGACAUUAUACUGUUAAUAUCAAAAGAAGUUGCCAACUCCACAGUGGCAGCGGAAGUCAUGACAGAAGCA
This is a messenger RNA of Effrenium voratum, 1068 nucleotides long. The record is from the annotation of a GenBank genome assembly. Lineage: Eukaryota; Dinophyceae; Suessiales; Symbiodiniaceae.